CUGGCGCCGCCCCUUUGCUCCCUUGCGGCCAAAAGGCCCUGAAAUGCAGCCUUGAGGCGGGGCUGCCUGGAGCUGACGGUGCGGAGAAGGUUUGCAGGAGUUUUCCGGCCUGAAGGCUGCACGCCAGCGAGAAGCACCGCCAGCCCGGCAAGGCGUGCGCGGCAUGGAGCGCCUGGCCGGAGACUGACUCGAUCGCGCCUGCAAAGGGUUUGGAGCGCCCCUGCCCCGGCGCACCCGAUCCUGGAGCCACCAUGGCCAUAAGCCGGGCUCUGCUACCGUUUCUCAUGACUUGUGGCUUGCUAGGGGUGCAGCCGAACCACUGCCUGGAGCCCCAAACCCCGGAUUGGAGAAUGACCCUGAAGACCAUCCGGAACGGGGUCCACAGGAUAGACACUUAUCUGAACGCUGCGCUGGAUCUCCUGGGCGGAGAGGAUGGACUCUGCCUGUAUAAAUGCAGCGAUGGAUAUAAGCCUUUACCUCGCUAUGGCUAUAAACCUUCACCACCCAACGGAUGCGGUUCUCCCCUCUUUGGUGUUCAUUUUGACAUCGGCAUUCCUUCAAUGACAAAAUGCUGUAAUCAACAUGACAGAUGUUAUGACACCUGUGGGAACCAGAAAAAUGACUGUGAUGAGCAAUUUCAAUACUGCCUGUCUAAGAUAUGCCGAAACGUACAAAAGACAUUAGGAAUACCUGAGAGUGUAAAAGCAUGUGAAUCUACAGUUCAGCUGUUGUUCGAUGCAGUCAUACACUUAGGAUGCAAACCAUACCUCGAUAGCCAAAGAGCAGCUUGUAUGUGUCGGUAUGAAGACAAGAGGGACCUUUAAAGAUGCUUACAACUUGUUCGGGAUCAACCUUUGUUGCUAGUGUCCUUUUUAGUUUAGUUUUGUUUUUCAUUUGUUACAAAGCUGUUGGAAACACGUGAAACAGUGAUCUCCCUCAGAAGAGUGUUUUGUUUCGUAUAGCACUUCUUGCUUUCAUCAUCCCUUUUGGAUAGAUCCUUAAUUCUUAAGGAUGGUUUGUACAUGUUUUCUAAACUGACGCUAAUGUUUUCUGAAUUGGUUUUGGAGUGAUGGUAUUACUGUGAAUAAGUGCUGCUCUAAACUACUUGAAAUAUCUUAGUAGUGGUGGAGGAGAUGAACACCCACAAAAUUGUAUUGGGGGGAAAUAGUAGGUCAGACUUUGGUUUUGCCAGUGCUUUGUGUCUAUUUUUGUGCCUUUUUUUGUUGGCAAGCAAGAAAAUCUCAGAAGUUUGUUGUUUCUGCUUGCAAUCUUGUGUUUUACAUUAGUGUGACAGGCUUCAGUCUAGUUUCAAUAGAUUCUGUUUAGUUGCUAAUAUUCCCAGUAUGUCUAAAAAUGUUCAGUUGGAUGUAUUACUCCACUGCAAGUUGAGGAUAUGCAUAUCCUUGUAUGAAGGAGAAUCUCUUCUGAAGUGCCUGUACAAUUUAAACCAAAAGUUUGAAAUAUUUUUGAAAUAUUCAGUAGAUUACAUGUUGGCUUUCUAGAAUGUAUCUGCAGUUUCUCAAGACAGCAAAAUACAGCUUUCUUUAAACCAAACAGACAUUGAAUCAAACGUUUUAGACACAAAUAUAGUUCGUGCAAUAGAGGCCUCUUAAGACUAUUACAAAAAUAGAAUCUUAUUGGCUAGAAUAAACAAAAUAGAUGUAUUUUUUUCAAGUAUAAAACAUAUCGGUCCUUUUUUUAGCCCAUGCUCUUAAACACUAAAUACAAAAAAUAAUGAAAUGUGCUUCUAUCUGUGAAUUUCUUGCUCUCUGCAUGGGGAAAUGGGAAUACUUUUGAGUAUUGUACUAUGUCUUAUUUCCACUUGAUAUUUAAAUAAUUUUGCUCUGCACUUUUCCAUUGACCUUCAAAUAGAAAUUUAUUCGAUACAUUUCAUGUUCUUAUCUUCUACAUAUUAAAUAAAUUAAGUUAUUCCUCAGGAACCAUGGAACAAUCUAGCUCCAAAUUUACUAUGUCUAAUGCUGCAAUUGCAUGCAGUUGUAAGCCUUGUACUGAACACAGAAUAGUUUUCAGUAUACACGCAAAAAAUCAGGUUUCACAUUCCACUGAUCACAAUAGGCCUUAUAGUUGCAACUUACAACUGGUUUCAGUGGGACUUGGUUGUGGCUUAAAUUCAGCUAUAUUUGGACCAAGAGGAAUUGAUUUUAUGAAAGGUGAAUUUUUAACACUGAGCCUAACUGUCCCUCAGGAAUCUGAACACACAAACACUACAAGCUGUUAAAUGAAAUUACUUGAAAAGUGGUCUCCGAUAUGUCAAUGAAGGAUGAGGGAAUUUUAUAAGUGAAAAUAUAUGAAGUAGAACUGUAUCAGUUUGGUUUUAGAAAAAAAUAAAGAGCUGAAGCUGA
This is a messenger RNA of Sphaerodactylus townsendi, 2363 nucleotides long. It is a transcript of the gene PLA2G12A, whose product is annotated as phospholipase A2 group XIIA. Gene Ontology annotation, biological process: lipid catabolic process; arachidonate secretion; phospholipid metabolic process. The transcript has 4 exons. The record is from RefSeq and is a predicted model, not a curated record. Gene Ontology annotation, cellular component: extracellular region. NCBI's taxonomy places the organism in Eukaryota, Metazoa, Chordata, Lepidosauria, Squamata, Sphaerodactylidae. Gene Ontology annotation, molecular function: A2-type glycerophospholipase activity; calcium ion binding. Bases 252 to 824 code for a protein of 190 amino acids.